Messenger RNA from Ictidomys tridecemlineatus (thirteen-lined ground squirrel), 1426 nucleotides. RefSeq names its product polysaccharide biosynthesis domain containing 1 (gene Pbdc1). Lineage: Eukaryota; Metazoa; Chordata; Mammalia; Rodentia; Sciuridae. The record is from RefSeq and is a predicted model, not a curated record. Gene Ontology annotation, cellular component: cytoplasm.
CUUUUCCUAAGAUCACCACCGAAUCAGUGAGCAGCUCAUCAACUCAGAGCUCUGCAGUAAACUAGAAUACGCAAACAGCGUGCCAUCUCCUAAGCAGCGCUGGGCAGGUGAGGCGGGGCUACUGACUACCUCCGGGUUACAGAGACCUCACACAAGCGCAGACGCAGGAGAACGACACUCGUCCCGCCCUCUCCUCCACUUUGCAACCUACUGAGUAAGGAGCAGGCAAAAAAGUCACUUCCGGGAAGCUGCAAACACGCUUUCUGCGCUGCAACAUGGAGGCUACCAGCGGAAUCGAUGAACCGGUUUCCGGGGAGCUGGUGUCCGUGGCACAUGCUCUUUCUCUCCCUGCAGAAUCUUAUGGCAAUGAUCCUGAUAUUGAGAUGGCUUGGGCCAUGAGAGCAAUGCAGCAUGCUGAAGUCUAUUACAAGCUUAUUUCAUCAGUUGAUCCCCAGUUCCUGAAGCUCACCAAAGUGGAUGACCAAAUAUACUCUGAGUUCCGGGAAAAUUUUGAGAAACUCAGGAUAGAUGUGUUGGACCCAGAAGAACUCAAGUCAGAAUCAGCUAAGGAGAAAUGGAGGCCAUUUUGCUUGAAGUUUGAUGGAAUCGUAGAAGACUUCAACUAUGGUACUUUGCUGAGACUGGAUUGUUCUCAGGGCUACACUGAGGAGAACACCAUCUUUGCCCCCAGGAUCCAGUUUUUUGCAAUUGAAAUUGCUCGCAACCGGGAAGGCUAUAACAAAGCUGUUUACAUCAGUGUUCAGGACAAAGAAGGAGAGAAAGAAAUCAAUGGAGAAGAGAAUAAAGAGAAAGGAAUUGACAUUGGAGGAGAAGAGAAAGUCAAGAAAGGAGCUGAGAGUGGAGGAGAAAAAGAGGAAGGAGUCAACAGAGGAGAAAAAGGGAAAACUGACAAAGGAGGAGAAAAAGAGAAAAAAGCUGAAGAAGCUGACAGAGAGAUGAACAAAAGUGGUGAAGCAUCUGUGUAAGGUAGACAGGGAACAGCACUCUAGAGGCUGCCACUCAGCUGAGCCUAUAAGUAUCACAGUGCUACUUGCAUAGACCCCUUUGGUUAAAUGAAUGUUCUUGUGAAAUUGAAGGAUUCUCAGAAGGACAUCUUUCUAGCCCAGUAGUCAAGAGCUGCUUUUGUUGUUGCCUUGUAUAAAUUGACUUAAAGACUAUUGGUGAGGUUUUUGUGUAUUGUUGAUAUAUUGUUUCUUGGCUCUCACUCCUGGUCAAGUAAGAAAUUUUGUAAAUAAAUUGCUUUUGGUUUUAAGAUUGUAUGUGACUUUUAAAAGUGUUUAAAAAUAAUUAUGUACUUCAAAUUUUUUUAGGUAUUUAAUCUCAUAAUCAUGUAUUAUAUAAAACAAUUUAUGCCCAUUUCUUAAUUAUGCUCAUUGUUUCCUGUAAUAAAGUUCUCUCAACCUGU